This is a messenger RNA of Scylla paramamosain (green mud crab), 2036 nucleotides long. RefSeq lists its product as uncharacterized. The coding region runs from base 1007 to 1375 and encodes 122 amino acids. The record is from RefSeq and is a predicted model, not a curated record. NCBI's taxonomy places the organism in Eukaryota, Metazoa, Arthropoda, Malacostraca, Decapoda, Portunidae. The transcript is spliced from 5 exons.
ACUUCACAUGCCAUCACUGCAUCUCAAAUCCUCUCCAUCCAUCCAUUCAGUCGCCUUUACUUUACCUACCUUCCCACUAACGUGCAUCAUUCCCCACCUCACCCACGGUACUUCACGCCUCCGCUUCAGGUGUGGCUGUUAAUUCUGGCUAGUGUGGUCGCUGUUUUCAUUAGUUUCGCCAGCGUGAUGUGGGCAGAGGCGAGGCUUUCCCUGCAGGAGAGGCACAGGGACCCUCUCACCACCUCGGGGCUGUGGGUCGUCAAGGCGCUCACACAGGAAGCAACGGAAUGGUUGCCACGGACGGACGGGUGUCGUCUGCUGGUCGUAACGUGGCUGCUUGCGUCGUUGGUGUUCAUGUCGUCCUACAGCGGCAUCCUGACGGCCAUGCUCACAGUGCCCCGCGUCACCAUCCCCAUCGACUCCCUGCAGGAUCUCGUGAGUCAGUCGUGGAUGCCCUGGCGGCUGGAGUCCGGGUCAUGGAUGUUGCAGUACUUCAGGGUGCGUGUUGGGGCCUUGAGUGAAGGAGAGGAAGAUUAAAGUGAGAGAGAGUAUAUGGGGAGGGACACAUGCGCAGAGGAAAGGAAGGGAAUGGAUGUGGAAAGGAAAGUGAUAUGAAAAAGCUAUGGCAAGGACAAAUAUUGAAGGUAGAAAAACUACGAUAGGGAGAAGAGGUAAUUAAGAAAAAAAGGGAGGAGGGUUGUCAGAUUAAAUAAAAUCUGAAGAAGGAAAUGAGAAAGGAGAUGUACCCAUAGAAAGAGUGAAUGUUGUGAAGUAAAUCUUGAUAAUAUGAUCAGAGGUUCAGACCCUUUAUUGAUUUAUCAUAGCGUCUAAAAAGACAGAUACGAGGAAAUUUUUAUAAACAACUCUCUGAUGACUCCUCAAGGAGUCACCAGAAGGAAUCUCUCGGGACGUGUACGAGGGUCACGAGGGAACCAUAGUUGACUGCUGGGCUGCACGGGAACCCAUCGCACGGGGCCUGUACGCCGGCAUUUGUGACCACACCACCAUGAAGAAGGCCAUGUCGUGGGACUUCAGCACCACCGGCAGCUGUCACCUGUAUAUCGCCCACGAGGUGGUGUUCAGCUUCAACUUGGCCGUCGCCUUCAGGACAAAGUCGCCGUACAGAGAGGCAGCCAACUACUGGAUCAUGAAGCUGAAGGAGGCUGGAGUGAUAGACAUGUGGCUGAAGAACGAGAUCGUCAACACCUCGCAGUGCCUCAAGUCGCCUUCCACUGACAGACCUUCCAGCCAGAUAUUCGCCCUCGACCUGGACUCCUACAUCGGGUCCUUCCUGGUGUUGAUCACUGGCAUGCUUUUGGCGCUGUUGUCUUUCAUGGCGGAAAUGCUGACAAAGGGGUGCCAACACAAUGAAUAGAGGCCAGAAUGAUGGCCCUGAAAUCUCUCUGCCUGCCACCCCUUUGCUCCAUUCAUCGCCGUUCACCCGAGCCACUUACUACUUGCUUCUCCUUUGUGUUGGAUUCAGCAUGCAGAAGAUAUACAUUAGUCCAUUACAAAUGUACGUACAGUCGGAUGCAAUAAAACCUCUCCCAGCCUUGUUCCAUAUAUUCAUUAGCGACUUGUGUCACCUCCUAUAUAACCCGAUAAAGGCUGUUGUUUUCCUGUGAUUGGUUUAACCCCCUCAAAACUAAGCUUCGAGGCCACACUUACUCUGCCCCCGUCUUUUCUCAUGAUCAGUACUUCCCCGCCUCCCAUUCCCCUUAACACCACAACCACCAGCCUCCUCCUCCUCCUCCUUCUCCACCCAGUUCCCUUCCAUCUUCACUGUUAUUACCUCCUCUGAUCCCCCCCUCUCCUCCUUCCUCUGACAGCCUCAUCUUUUCCUCCUCCCUCCCUUCAACCACCUCCUCCUCUUUCACCUUCCGUUUUCCUCCCACCCAUCUCCCCACCACAACCACCAUCCAGUCCUCUUCCACCACCAGGAAAACAACAGCCUUCGUCAGGUAGGAGAUGACACAUGUCGCUACUGAAUAUAUACGACAGGACUGACAGAGAUUUUAUUGCCAACUGUACAUUAU